UACAAAAACCGUUUUCGCGAACUUCCUAUAAAAACAGUUUCCGACCAGGAUUAGGAGAUCAGUCAGAUUUGGUGGCGAGGCGUUGGAAAAGUGAUCAUGAAAUCCGGUGCAGUUUUUCUAGUGGUUUUUGUAGCCAGUUUUUUCCAUGCGGAUCGAUGGUGCGAAGCUGGGAAAACUAGCUCCAGCUCGAAGUGUGAAAAAUCUCUGACGACGGCUAGUGGAUCGAAAGCUUCCGGUGGACCCUAUUGUACUGGCGAUUUGAUCUUUGAGGAUACAUUUGAUAGUCUGGAUCUGGACACAUGGCAGCACGAGAACACUCUAGCCGGAAGUUCGGAUUGGGAAUUCCAGUGGUUCACGAACAACCGCUCGAAUUCGUACGCGAAAGAUGGCAAUCUCUACAUUCGCCCCACGCUUACGGUGGACGAGUACGGCGAGGCGUUCAUGCGAUCCGGGGUGCUUAGCUUGCACGGGAGUUCCCAAGCCGAUCAUUGCACCAGACAGCGUUUCUUUGGUUGUGAGCGAACUGGCAGUCACGAGCAGGUGCUGAACCCGGUUAAAAGUGCCAGCCUCAGGACGGUGGAAUCUUUUGCUUUUCGCUAUGGGAAGGUCGAGAUCAGCGCGAAACUGGCCGCUGGAGAUUGGAUGUGGCCGGCGAUUUCCUUCAUGCCUAAGGUGAAUGCCUACGGGGGUUGGCCAGCUUCCGGGGAGAUUGACCUGUUGGAGUCGAAGGGAAAUCGGGAGUUGAUCAGGAAUGGGAUCAAUGUCGGUAUUGAGCAGGUUACCUCGAAGUUGCAGUUUGGCCCGGACGAGGGACACAAUGCCAAGUCUACGGUUACUUUCACGAGGAAUUCGGACUCCGGGAAGGGAUAUCAUACCGGGUUCAAUAGGUACCAGAUGGAGUGGACUCCGGAUCAUGUGACGUUCAGUAUCAAUGACAUUGAAACGGGAACGGUCAAGGUUGGAACCGGAUUCUGGGCUAAGGGCAAUUUCGACAGCUCUUAUCCGGGCAUGGAGAAUCCCUGGAAGUAUGGAGGUGUAAUGGCCCCAUUUGACCAGGAAUUUUAUCUGAAAAUAUUCCUGGCCAUUGGUGGAGUUGAUAAUUUUCCAGAUGACGACAUUAACCCCACCAAGAAACCCUGGACCUCGAGUUCAGUCAAUCCAAUGACCGAUUUCUGGAAUGCCCGUAACGAUUGGUUACCAACGUGGGAUUUGGACGAGAGCGAUACCAAAGAUGGGGUUAUGCAGAUUGACUAUGUCCGGGUUUGGGCCCUCUGAAGAUUACCUUUUACUUUUUAUUCCUACCGCUUCAAGUAGUUUCAAAUAACAAACACCAAUUAUCAGCCAACUUUCGGAAAAGGUUCUAUUUCAAUGAUCUGGUGCGGUUGAUCUUUGACCGGAAUUCCCAUUAUCAGUCGAGAUUGAAAUUCGUGACCGGUGUCAAGUUGUAUGCACUCGUAAAUAAAUUGAACCUUCUGGAAU
Uranotaenia lowii is the source of this 1479-nucleotide messenger RNA. Its product is annotated as beta-1,3-glucan-binding protein-like. Bases 97 to 1275 code for a protein of 392 amino acids. Gene Ontology annotation, molecular function: hydrolase activity, hydrolyzing O-glycosyl compounds. Gene Ontology annotation, biological process: carbohydrate metabolic process. The record is from RefSeq and is a predicted model, not a curated record. Lineage: Eukaryota; Metazoa; Arthropoda; Insecta; Diptera; Culicidae. The transcript has 4 exons.